AUGCGAUCGCUGCUCCUCCCCCCCCUCCUGUGCCUCUCCGCAGGCACGGCAACUCUCGCCCGCCAUGCCGACCAUCCACGCGCCGCCGCCGCCGCCGACUUGUUUGACUCCUCCGCCGCCCUUUCGCAAGCCCAUUCGGCCCGCGGUCUGCCCGCCGCGGACGGCAAGAAGGGCGUCCUCCUGAUGAACCGCAUCGGCCCGUCCACCUCGGAGCUCUACGUCGCCAACGCCGACGGCACCGGCGAGCGCAGGCUCCUCGGCGACGGCGGCGCCUCGCGCUUCGACUACCACGCCUCCUUCUCCCCGGACGGCCGCUGGGUCACCUUCACCUCGGAGCGCAACGGCGACGGGAACUCGGACCUCUACCGCUGCCGCUUCGACGCCGCCGGGAACGCAACUGCGGCCUGCACCGGCCUCGAGGAGCUCGUAGCCACGCCCUCUGUCGAGGACGCCGGCGCCCUGUCCCCCGACGGCUCGACCCUCGCCUUCGUUUCGACGGAGAACGGCUACCGGGCCAACGUGUGGGUCCUGAACCUCGCGACCGGCGAGCGCCGCAACCUCACCGGCACCGCCGACGUCGCCGGCGACCCCUCUAAGCCAGAUGGCCACUUCCGGCCCAGCUGGUCACCGGACGGCGGUUGGAUUGCCUUCGCGUCGGACCGCAACACCGAAUGGCGCGGCCACGGCAACGGCACGGGCUGGGAACACACCCAGGAGCUCUCCGUGUAUGCCAUCCGCCCGGAUGGCACGGGGUUCCGCCGGGUCGCGAACAAGGCCGGCUACUGCCUCGGCUCGCCCAAGUGGUCGCCGGACGGGAAGCGUGUCGUGUACUACGAGCUGACCACCGAGGACACAUGGGGCGCGCACCGUCCCGAGUCCGUCGCCAGCGUCACCUCGCAACUCGUGUCCGUCGACUUCGAGACCGGCGCGGACCGCGUGGAACACACCUCCGGCCCGGGGUUGAAAAUGUUCCCUCAGUGGUUGGACAACAACCACAACGACGACAGCAUCGCCAACAUCGCGUACCUCAUCAAGGGCGGCGACAGCGAGGGCUACAACUACACCUCGGGCGCCGUCCCCGCCGUCGCCGCCGCCGUCCGCUCCCCGACAUGGUCCCCCGACGGCAGGUUCGUCGUCUACGAGAAGGUGGGCUUCGCCGCCCGGCCCAUGGAGAAGCCCCUCUGGAGCUGGGACGACGACUGGGAAUACCGCCACACCGACGUCUUCCCCCAGCUCUCCCUCCAAGGCCGCCUCGCCAUCACCCAGAAGCAGCUUGGCAACUCCUCCAUCGUCACCAUGAACCCGGACGGCUCCGACCUCCGGCUCGUCUUCGACUCCUCGUCCACCGGCGAGAUCGACCCGGCCCUCGUCGCAAAGGGGCUCGCCGGCGCCUUCCAGCCGUCCUGGUCGUCCGACGGCCAGUGGAUCGCCUUCGGCCUCGGCUCCUGGUUCCAGUCCCGCGCCACCGGCAAGGCGCGCGUCUACCGCGCUGCGUCCAACGGCAGCGCCCACGAGGCUCUCACGGACGGCACCGUCCACUCCGGGUUCCCCAGCUACUCGCCCGACGGCCGGUCCAUUGUCUUCAGGGAAUGGGGCGUCCGGUACGGGCUCCGCGUCCUCGACCUCGAGACCAGGGCCGUCCGCGUCCUGACGAACGCGACCGACAACCUCCCCUUCUGGUCCCCCGACGGCGAGCGCAUCGUCUUCACGCGCAAGACGUCGGCGACCAACUUCGACGUCUGCACGAUCCGCCCGGACGGCUCGGGUCUGAGGACCCUCACGUCCAGCGGCGCCAACGACGCCCACGCCGUGUGGUCCCACGACGGGCGCAUCCUGUACUCGAGCGGCAUGUACGGCUUCCGGGACGAGGCCGCCAUCUACGACCAGACCUUUCAGCCGUACGGGCAGAUCCUCGUCAUGGACGCCGACGGUUCCAACAAGCAGAUGCUCACGGAUAGUCUGUGGGAGGACUCAAUGCCGCUGUACGUGCCGAAUGAGUUUCUGAUAUAAGAAUUUGGUCUAUUGUCAUAUUAGAUGUGUCGGUACAUGAUGCAAUUGAUGUCGAUACAUGUCUCAGCCCAAUUGGCUGCUUAGAAUGGUAGGUUUGAUACCAUACCGGACACCAAGGAGACUUGCUCCGAUACCCCAAUGCUGCAUAACAAUCGAGCUCUAAAUAGCUGAAUAGCAAUACAACAAUGCUAAAUCCAUUUUUGCAUGGCACUCGGUUUUCACUUGGCUGGAACAGUAACACGGCAUCAAGGAAGUCAGAGCCCCCUGAUCACUCUUCCUAUUUGCCAACCUACCGGAUAACUAACACCAAAAGUUCCAAAUAUGAGGAGCCAAGUGAGAGACGGCCUUUGACGUUUCGUUCAAGCUGGUGUCCAAACGUGCCCGAUCCAAUGCGUUGCUGUCGGCUUUUCCCAUAACCAUGAAGCACCAGCAGCAUCAACAAGCUCUGGAUGGAGCAGAUACCCUACGGUGUAUGCGGUAUGUACUUCAUUGGAACAAGUUGUAUUGGACGGACGCCGCAAAGCUUACAAAACAGGCCCGUCUUUGUUCCCAGUUGACAUUCCGACUAGGAAGAAUUGCCAUGACGGCCGCUGCAACGUGGCCUUUCUGUGCUGACUGGAUGACCAGUAGGACAACGCACCCCUCGGCGUCAAACAACGAUCACAAGCUGGUCGAAAACAGACCUUCAACUGACGUAGCCAUCUCGUGAUGCCACAACUUCAGAUGGACCUCGGUAUUGGGUGACGUCACGCAUCACUUCAACAAUCGCCACGCUCGACAGACAACAAGACACAAUGGUGAUGGGACGAAACAGUCACGAGUUCCAUUCUCAGAGUGCUAAACCUAGCCGCCCAUAAGCCCGGAGUACCCAGAUCCGUCAUUCACCAAAAAUUGAGACGAGGUUUUGCUGUUUCUUCUUUUUUCGGAUUUUUCUCAAGUCCACUGCUCAUCCUCAUGUCCCCAAAAAGACAUAGUGCUCCGUAGCCGAUUGAUAAAAUGACACGUAUCAGCGAGCCAAGCAUCGCCGGGUUUUCCCCGUCUCCUAAUGCGCGUCCUGUCCUCCGCGAGAGUUUGCCAAACUGUCAAGCUCCGGCUGACUCUUCCAGUCCGCAACGCACAAUUCUCAUGUGUCGUUUUCUUAUUCAGUGUCUUUGUAGUUAGAAGCGCGCAAAAAACAAGCGCAUGGUGUGACGGCCAACGAGGUGAAGCUCGCCAGUACAAAAUGUGUUUUGUGAUCCUCCACGGCGUGUUGAAGUGGGGCGAUGCAGAUGAGUGACCAAAACAAAAGGGGUA
Messenger RNA from Colletotrichum destructivum, 3303 nucleotides. RefSeq names its product Putative six-bladed beta-propeller, TolB. The transcript is spliced from 2 exons. The coding region runs from base 1 to 2010 and encodes 669 amino acids. The record is from RefSeq and is a predicted model, not a curated record. Lineage: Eukaryota; Fungi; Ascomycota; Sordariomycetes; Glomerellales; Glomerellaceae.